AUAAAUUCAGCCAGGGUGGUGACAUUGGUUUCCGAAAUGUGGGGUGGUCCAGUAGGUGUGGCAGGGGCCGGGGCAAAACCGGUGCAUUGGCCUCCUCAGGGCAAUCUCAGACCCGCGCCAACCAACCGGGCAGAGAGACGUGGAUGUGGAUUUCACUCACUCACAAUUUCCUAGAUGGCGACCUUUAAUGUGGCGACGAUCGAUACGGGCCAUGAGGACAUGAUUCAUGAUGCCCAGAUGGAUUUUUUGGGGACGAAAUUGGCUACUUGUUCCUGUGACAAGAAUAUUCGGAUAUUUGAUUUGAACGUGCAGACAGGGACGCAUACUUUUGUGGCGGAACUGAAGGGACAUGAGGGACCAGUUUGGCAGCUGGCCUGGGCACAUCCUCGUUUUGACACGUUACUAGCCUCGUGUUCGUACGAUCGAAGGGUUAUCAUUUGGAAGGAGGUGCUAGAUGUUAAACAUGAUGGGAGGAAAAUCCCAAAGUGGGAGCCAAUGUACACGUAUGAAGGGCAUGAGAGCUCUGUUAAUUCGGUGUGCUGGGCGCCUCCUGAAUGGGGCCUUAUGCUCGCUGCAGGUUCAUCGGAUGGGACCAUCUCUGUCUUGUCGUAUGUCAAUGAUCGCUGGGAGGCUAAGAAAAUCCCAAGUGCACACACGUUGGGCUGCAAUGCUGUUACUUGGUCGCCUCCUACCGGGCCAUCUUCGAUGAGUGCUGGCGAUCCGGGUAGCAAUGCCAUCACAGCCGUAAAGAGAUUCGCGUCAGGAGGAUGUGACAACUUGGUCAAGAUCUGGAAAGAGGAGAACGAGGAAUGGACUGAAGAGACCAAGCUGGAAGGUCACAGCGACUGGGUGCGUGAUGUGGCGUGGUCACCGUCGGCUGGACUUACAAAGAUGAAAAUUGCAUCUUGCUCUCAAGAUCGUCGAGUCAUUGUAUGGAAUAAUCGUGAGAGUGAUGGGGUCAGUUGGACUCCAGAAUUGCUCCAUGUCUUUGAUGAUGUCGUUUGGCAUGUUUCAUGGAACUUUGUGGGUGAUGUAUUAGCCGUGUCGGGUGGUGACAAUCAGGUGAGCCUUUGGAAAAAACGUGAAUCCGAGAGUUGGGAAUGUAUCAGCGACUCUUCCAAAUCGCAGCAACAACAACAUCAUCACUAGCAUCGCCAACCAAAUAGAGUUGAAUUUAAAAAAAAAACGGAAAACACCAUUCCUUCUUUCAACAAACUCAUCAUAUAUUAUACUGUGUACUACACUACCAUUUAUAGAUUUAAUUAUUAUUUAUAAAACCUUUGUGAGCUAUAAAACCAUACAGUUUCAUGGGAAAAUAGUGCGUAUUUUUAUUAGUGGUGCAAGCGUGAGCAUGUCCUCCAAUUGUAACGUAUACUUUUGGUAUGUGUUACGUUUUUCUCCACUAGAAGAGCAAAAAAAUGUUUUCUAUUCUCUCAAGAAUCCCAAAUUUUUACAAACAACUUCACACCCACCAACCAACUAAUAACAACUGCCUGUUAAGCGCAUAGGGGUUCGUAAAUUAUGUACAUAUUUCUCAAAUUAUUAAAUAUAGAUGUAAAAAAUAAAAUAAAUUUAUUAAACAAG
This is a messenger RNA of Folsomia candida, 1584 nucleotides long. It is a transcript of the gene Sec13, whose product is annotated as protein SEC13 homolog. The record is from RefSeq and is a predicted model, not a curated record. Lineage: Eukaryota; Metazoa; Arthropoda; Collembola; Entomobryomorpha; Isotomidae. Bases 175 to 1149 code for a protein of 324 amino acids. Gene Ontology annotation, molecular function: protein binding; structural molecule activity. Gene Ontology annotation, cellular component: COPII vesicle coat; nuclear pore outer ring. The transcript is spliced from 8 exons. Gene Ontology annotation, biological process: COPII-coated vesicle budding; positive regulation of TOR signaling; protein import into nucleus.